UAGUUCUUGCAAGUUAACAGUCAACACCGCUCAUAUUCCUCUGCCAAAAGAAAGAACAAGAAAGGCCUCAGGAUAAUGUGGAGGCUUAAGAUAGGAGAAGGUGGCAAUGACCCAUAUUUAUACAGUACCAAUAAUUACUUGGGGAGACAAACGUGGGAGUUUGAUCCUAAUGCUGGCACGCCUGAAGAGCGAGCUGAGGUUGAAGAAGUUCGUCAGAAUUACUACAACAAUAGGAAACAUGUCCAGCCCAGUUCUGACCUCCUUUGGCAAAUCCAGUUUUUAAGAGAGAAAAACUUCAAGCAAACGAUUCCCCAACCAAAGGUUGAGGAUGGUGAGGAAAUCACAUUUGAAGCUACGACUGCAGCAGUGAGGAGAAGUGUUCACUUUUUUUCAGCUUUACAAUCAAAAGAUGGCCACUGGCCCGCUGAGAAUGCUGGCCCCAUGUUCUAUUUUCCUCCUUUGGUCAUGUCUCUCUAUAUUACAGGACAUCUUCAUACUAUAUUCUUUGCAGAGCAUCGCAAAGAAAUUCUCCGAUACAUUUACUGUCAUCAGAACGAGGAUGGUGGUUGGGGAUUAUACAUAGGGGGUCACAGCACAAUGUUUUGCACAGCUCUCAACUACAUUUGUAUGCGUUUAUUGGGAGAGGGACCUGACGGUGGCCUCAAUAAUGCUUGUGAGAGAAGCCGAAAAUGGAUUCUUGAUCGUGGAGGUGUAACAACCAUACCCUCUUGGGGGAAAACAUGGCUUUCAAUACUUGGUGUUUAUGAAUGGUCAGGCUGCCAUCCAAUACCCCCGGAGUUUUGGCUUUUGCCUUCUUAUUUUCCCAUUCAUCCAGCAAAGAUGUUCUGUUACUGUCGGCUCACUUACAUGCCUAUGUCGUAUUUAUAUGGAAGAAAAUUUGUGGGUCCAAUCACACCUCUCAUUGUACAGUUAAGAGAAGAACUCCACAUUGAACCAUAUAAUGAAAUCAAUUGGAGUAAAAAACGCCAUUUAUGUGCAAAGGAAGAUCUGCACUAUCCCCACACUAUGCUACAAAUAUUUCUUUGGGAUAGUCUCUACAUAUUUACUGAGCCUCUCCUUAAUUGUUGGCCCUUUAAUAAAUUGAGAGAAAAAGCUCUCAAGGUAACAAUGAAUCACAUCCAUUAUGAAGAUGAAAGCAGUCAGUACAUUACCAUUGGAUGUGUGGAAAAGCCCUUAUGUAUGCUUGCUUGUUGGGUUGAAGAUCCAAAUGGAGUUUAUUUUAAGAAGCAUCUUGCUAGGAUUGCGGACUAUGUGUGGGUUGGAGAAGAUGGAAUAAAGAUGCAGAGUUUUGGGAGUCAAGUCUGGGAUGCUAGUCUCACUCUCCAAGCUUUGCUCGCGAGCCAAUUAUUUGAUGAAAUAGGACCUAUACUAAUGAAAGGGCACAACUUCCUGAAGAACUCACAGGUUAGGGAUAAUCCUCCAAGUGACUUUAAAAGAAUGUUUAGACACAUUUCUAAAGGAUCAUGGACUUUUUCUGAUCGAGAUCAUGGAUGGCAAGUAUCAGAUUGUACUGCAGAAAGUUUGAAGUGUUGCCUAUAUUUUGCAAUGAUGCCACCAGAAAUGGUUGGUGAAAAGAUGGAACUAAAGCAAUUUUAUGAUUCUGUCAAUGUUAUACUAUCUUUACAGAGUGAAAAUGGUGGUUUAUCUGCUUGGGAACCAACAGGAGGUGGAUUCUGGUGGGAGUGGCUCAAUCCAGUGGAGUUUCUGGAGGAUUUGGUCAAAGAAUAUGAAUAUGUCGAGUGCACUUCAUCUUCCAUCCAAGCACUAGUUCUUUUCCAGAAAUUAUACCCUGAGCAUAAAAAAAGAGAGAUUGCAAAUUUCAUCAGCAAAGCUGCACAGUUCCUCGAAGAGAUACAGUAUCCUGAGGGUUCAUGGUACGGAAAUUGGGGAAUUUGCUUCAUUUAUGGCACAUGGUUUGGAUUACAAGGUUUAAAGGCUGCUGGCAAAACCUACAAUAAUUGCCUGGCUAUACGUAAAGGAGUUGAUUUCUUGCUUAAAACUCAAAGAGAAGAUGGUGGUUGGGGAGAGAGCUACCUUUCUUGUCCCAAAAGGGUAUAUAUACCUAGUGAAGGAAAUCGAACAAAUUUGGUACAAACUGCACUGGCUUUGAUGGGUUUAAUUAUUGGUGGCCAGGCUGAGAGGGAUCCUACACCCCUUCAUCGAGCUGCAAAAUUGUUGAUAAAUUCUCAAUUGCCAAAUGGUGAUUUUCCCCAACAGGAACUCGCAGGAGUUUUCAUGAGGAACUGUAUGUUACACUACGCAUUGUACAGGAACGUCUUUCCACUGUGGGCUCUAGCUGAGUAUUGCAAGCAUUUUUGGCAAGGUAUUUGAAUCAAAGGGAGGAUUGUAUUCUGCGAUCAAAGUAAAAACAUAAGAAACCAAAGCAAUUGAUUUACAUUACAUUUGUUUCUCUUUUUAAUAAAAACCAAAGUCAAAACUGUGUGGAAUUUAUAUUUUUA
This is a messenger RNA of Theobroma cacao (cacao), 2480 nucleotides long. RefSeq names its product beta-amyrin synthase-like. Gene Ontology annotation, biological process: triterpenoid biosynthetic process. The record is from RefSeq and is a predicted model, not a curated record. Lineage: Eukaryota; Viridiplantae; Streptophyta; Magnoliopsida; Malvales; Malvaceae. Gene Ontology annotation, molecular function: beta-amyrin synthase activity. Gene Ontology annotation, cellular component: lipid droplet.